AAUGCUGACUAUUCUACGGUGGACUGUGGAGCUACGGUACGGUUGUAGAAGCUCUGUGGAAUUGGAAGACAUUUCCUUUGAUUCAUCGAAGCUUAUCCUACCAUCAGGUGAUCAAGGCUAUAAAUCAUUAAACAAGGUUGUGAACAGAGAACGUUCGUUGGACACCUUGUUUCAUGACCAACUUAGUAAGUUAUUAUAAGUUCCAGGUUCCAGGAGGAAGGAAGGAAGAAAAAACCGGGCCUGGGAUGCUGGCAUCUCACCACUCACCGCCCGGUAAGUCUCUACAAUAAUCUAGCUACUAGCUAGCUAGCUAUUAAUAGUAGUCAUCAGUGGCCAUACGGCCGUACACUCUACAUCAUGAGUAUUUGCCUUCGCACUUCGGUUGUCUUCGCUGAUCUACCAGGUAGCAGGUAGCUACUCUGAAGAGCUCUCUGGAGCUCUGGAGUACACCUUGUAGUAGCUGGCUACUAUUAAUAGUAGGCCUCCUCCAAUCCGCCGCCCCUAAAAGAACUGCCUGAGCUACUGCCUGUCACUCAGCCGAAUGCCAACAGCCACGUAGGGGCUCCUUGCUGGCUGGACUGCUACUAUCAGGCCUACUCGCCACUUUAGCUUGUUUGAUUUGGUCAAGCCUACUGUCCAGGAGAACGACACGUCUUUGCUUGAGUGGCUCAGCGGCUCCAGCCACACAAGCGGAUUGAUCAUCGCGAGUAUCAUCGGCAGGUUAGCCCCUACAUAAUGUCCUCGAUUGCUUGGCAGAAAACCCCACUGAAACAUAGUCUACAUGUAUGUGCUGCUGCGAGCAAGGGCUGGUGGAUCGCUCAUUCUGAGCGUGGGUUUCUUUCACUGUGUGUUCACCGGCAACUGGGUGGAAUGGAGCCUGGAAAUCAUGUCACUUGGAAGGUAACUGGUUCUAUGCCUUCGCUCCCUUCUUUUUGCUUGAUCAGCAGCAGUGGAGAAAAACAGUGCGAAAGAUGAGAGCAUCGCAGCAGUACCGCCAAUGCAGCACAACUAACUAACUGUGUCCUCACUAGCUAGCUAGUUGAUGGCUGUGCUGGCGGCCUAAGCAGCAGUGACCGAGCAGUUCUCUUGCAGCUCUAUCCAGAGGCAAGUGUUGUCUCUAUUUGGGAUGUAGUAUAAUAUGCAUGCUGUGCGAUAUCAGCAUCCAAGAAGGCGAGCUGCCCCUGGCCAAAACCAACAGCCUGACGCGACGCCGACGGCUAGUACCAGUACCGUAGCGUUAAGGAUAAAUGUUAGUGAAUGACUGUGGAUUUAGUCACGCGUUACGCAUAUUAGAGAGCAGGAUAAUCCAAACGUUAGCGCCCCUUCUCCUCCGAAAGGCUUCUUGAAGCCGUGAAAUUCUGCCGCUUUGCGCUUCUCUUCCAUUUCCAUUUGAAGUCGGUGUUACCGAAGCAAUCUCCUGUCUGUCUCUUUGGUUUACUUGCUUCCUCCCAAGCCAUCAUAUCAUAACCUGACCAUGCCCCGCACCAGUAAAACUGCCGCUGGACGUCGAGCGUUCAUUUCGAACAACACGUACAUCAACACGAAUAAUACUACUGUAGUGUCCACCGAGAGCAGCACCACCCCCACCGAUGACACGAUCAAGUCCUCCUCCAGCUCUUCGAAGCAACCGAAAUCGGUCUUGGACAAGAUUGUGUAUGCGAUUCGUCAACAACCUGGGACGUCCAAGGGCGUGUCUCGCACGGCCAUUGCCAAAUACCUCAAAGCGGAGAUGGAGUACGAAAAUCCGAAUGCCAUCAAGACGGCGUUGAAGAAGGGUGUCGACAAGGGCGUGCUGGAGCAAAAUGGCCAAUCCUUUCGCGUGUCGGGGGAUCCCGUGGUGGAGGUGGACGAGGGUCCUCCAUUGGAAAUUAUUGAUGUGGGUAGUAAUGCUGACCAAAACGACGAAGACAAUGGCGAGAGUAUGACGGCGCAGAUUGGAGAUUCCGUCACGAUGAAAUAUGUUGGAAAAUUGGACGAUGGCUACUGUUUUGACAGGGGGUCAUUGACGUUUACGCUGGGAGCGGGUGAUGUCAUCAAAGGAUGGGACCAAGGAGUGCCUGGAAUGAAAUUGCGAAGCAAGCGAAAACUGAUCGUCCCAAGUCGACUGGGAUAUGGCAAGCGAGGCUGUGCCCCGGAUAUUCCUGGGAAUGCGACGCUCCAUUUUCAAGUCACGCUCACCGAUAUUAAUCGACCCAACUAGAACAACAACAACCAACAAAUGAACAACAACAACAAAACAACAACAACGCACUGUGGAUUGACGUGCCACACUGCACGCAAUUGUUGCCGCAACUUGUCAAAACAAAAAGGCGCUGUUUCACCAGUCGCCGCCCAGGGGUCCAUUCAAUC
Molecule: messenger RNA, 2349 nt
Organism: Seminavis robusta
Lineage: Eukaryota; Bacillariophyta; Bacillariophyceae; Naviculales; Naviculaceae
Source: the annotation of a GenBank genome assembly